Paralichthys olivaceus (Japanese flounder) is the source of this 1670-nucleotide messenger RNA. RefSeq names its product proline-rich protein 13-like. The record is from RefSeq and is a predicted model, not a curated record. Lineage: Eukaryota; Metazoa; Chordata; Actinopteri; Pleuronectiformes; Paralichthyidae.
UUCCUACUAUAUCCUCUCGCAGUUAAAUGCGGAAGUGUCAGAAGUCACAUUCGGACGAAGCUGAGUUCCUGAACAAACUCGCACAGACCAGAGGAGAGUUCCUGAGGUUUCCUGAAGAAAAAACAUAACCAUGUGGCCAAAUCAAGGACCUCCCCCUCCAAUGUGCUCAUCAAAUCCUGCCUUCCCUCCUGGUUACAACCCUUCGUAUCCUGCCGGACCUCCUCCAGGAGUCUUCCCUCAGCCUCCAAACCCUGCGUACCCACCAUACCAGUACCCAGCUGUUAUGAGCCCAGGUGUUAUGAAUCCAGCUGUUAUGGGCCGAGCUGUAGUACCAAACGCACCUCUAGGUCCUCAUCCUUAUGGACCUCCAGGAUCUCAUGCUUAUGGAACUCCAGGAACUCAUUCUUAUCCUAUGGCUCCAGGUGGAUAUCCCGUGGUCCCUCCUGGAGGUGUUUACCCAGGUCCAUACCCACACUCCCCAAAAUGGGGACCCCACAAAGGCUACCACAAAGGCUACCACCAUGGCUACCCCCAUGGCUAUCAUCAUGGAGGGAGGAAUCACAUGACUGGAGCAUUAGCUGGAGGAUUGACAGCAAUGGUAGUGGGGGCAGUUGGACACAAAGCCAACAAAAAGAUGAGGAAGAAGAUGAAGAAAGCACAUAAGUGGCACAAGCAUGGACUCUACAGCAAGUCCUCCAGCAGCAGCAGCAGCAGCAGCAGCAGCAGCGACUCAGACUGAGGUCAACAUUUCGAGACACAGCCUCCACAGAAAUUCUGACGGCCUUAUAAUUUCUUAUUUCUUAUUCUGAUUUAUGGGAAUUACUUUUUGUCAUGUCUAGUAUGGGCUUUUUAUAACACACGUAUUUUUGUUGUGUUCUAUGUCAAACAUUCUGUUGUUACAGUUUCUUUAAGUAAAAGUACUUGCUGCUAUGCAAACAUACUGAAAUAUUCUGAGGAGGGAUUGCAGCUAUGGACACGUCUUUCAAUAUUGAAAACAAAAUCUUUAAUUUUCUCAUUAAGAUCAACAAAGAGGUGCAGAUGAUAACGGUUUUUUCUGAAUUUUCACCAAAGACUUUUUGAUGUUUCACAGCAGAAAAGCGACACAUGGAGCUAAAACUGUUAAUCUUCACUGUUACAUUUGCAUGAAAUCUGUUACACUAGUUGGUUUGGUUACGUAGCUGAAACUAAACCAGGUUUUGAGUUAUUCUUGGCUGCAACUAUGUUAUUUUGUUAAGAUGAAACAAUAAAAACAAUAGAAAACAAUGUGUAAACCAGGCCAGUACUUUGUGCACCGUGAUCCUUUUCUUCAUGUCACAGUAAGAAAGUAAGUAAUGAGGUUAAAUUCCAUGAUACUACUUUUAAUUUCAGGUUCCUGGUAUUUGUCUUGCUGGCUCACAUCACAGUGUCAUUGACUUAUACUGGGACACAUCAAAGUUGUUAAAGCAACAUUGAGCAACAACUUUUACCAUCUUCAUAGAAACAGCUAUGUCUGUGAGACUGUUACAAGUCAAAGUGCCUACAUCGAAUGCUGUCGUCAUUAUUAUGGAUUGCUGCAUGUUUUUCCUUGUCAUGACUUGUCUAAAUGCUUGUAUUGUUAUUUAUAUUUAUAUGUUGCACAAUGAUUGGUUGGAUUAUGUAGCUGAACCUAAAUAAACUUGAGUUUGGAGUUA